AUGGAUGUCGAAUAUGGUGGUUCAAGGAGCUUCAGCAAAUACAUGUGGAGAAAGGAAGAAAAGACGCCACUGAGUUAUAAGAAAAAAUAUAGCGCAGAAAUAGAAGAGAGCGGUAGCCAUGGAAAUUUGAACAAUCGUUCAUUAUUUGCGGAUUGCAAUUUUUAUAUUGAUGAUUUUGUUAGUUUAUUUUCACUUUACAAUUCGUAUGAUAAGGACAGCAGAAACAAGAGUAGCAACACUAGGAAUAGCAAUAGUAACAAUAAUAACAACCAAUAUUGUAAGAAUGACAAUGAGAGUUAUUCAAAAAGGACAACACUACACACGGAUGACGAAAACAAAUUAAAGUACCCUAACGAGUGGACUUGUUUCAUGAACAACAGUGUGGAUGAUAAAACAGUAUAUAGGUACCACAAUGACAUGAACAGUCAAGCAAAUUUCAGUACACCAUAUAAUAACUACAGCGUGGGUGAGGAUAAUAACAAGCAUGGCCACUUACCUUGCAACGAUUUACCUUGUAACGAUUUACCGGAUUACAAUAAUGAGAAAGGGGAAUAUGGAAAACUACAUAACCAUGCAGUGGAAAAUGAAGAUGAAUAUAUGAUGCUAGAUAAGACCCCGAUAAAAAGUAGCAAUUUUAAUAUAGUAGACCCCGUGUUUGAUAAAAAUGAAAAUAGGAAUGAGUUUGACACGUUCAUGAAAAGAUAUGAAAGUGUAUAUUCUAGAAAACGAAAUGUUCGUGCUUCUUACAUCAACAAGAAAGAAGAAUUAGAAAUAAUGAUAAUACAAAAUGGAGGAAUUAUACAUAAUGCCUUAACUAGCAGGGUAACACAUAUAAUUAGCAACAAUAUGGCAUUAGGUUCAAAGAAAUAUAUGGAUUAUAAAAAGGCAGUUAAAAAAUCCAAAGUUUUUAUAGUAGUAGACAAGUACAUAUCCGAUUGCGUUAGUUUUCAGUGCAGGUUGCCUGAACAGUCAUAUUUACCUUCCUUACUACGUUACAAUAGUCGUCCUAUAACUGAUUUUUUUUCCAUUAAGAAGAGAAAAUAUAACAAUGGACAUUCUUCUUUAAUUAAGAAAAUAGAAACGAAAGAAAAUGCGAAUGUAUCCAAUGUGUUAAGGGAAAAUUCAAUCCCCAUUUCAUCUUACGAAGAGAGAAAAAUCGACUUAAGUUUGGGAAAUUUUCAGAAGAAGGAUCUAAUGAACUAUUGUAAUGAACAAAGGGAACAUGCCAAGUGUGGAGAAAUUACUAUGAAUGAUCAACCUUUUUCUGUGGAAAGGGAAACGUGUAUCUCGAAUUAUGAGUUACAAGAUAGGAAGAAUAACAUUACUCAGAGAGACAAAAAUUUGCUAAUAUUGAACAUGCAAAUGAGUUAUGAAAAUUUAAAAAAAUACAUAUUAUAUAAUUCUUUUGAAUAUUUUAAAAGGUUACGUAAGUUUUACCUGAACAAAGAAUUAAAGGAAAAUGCAUUUCCAAAUGUUUCCUCCAAUUUGUAUAUAAAUAGUGAUACAUUUGAAGAAUUUUCAAGAAAAUACAGAAUAUUAAAUCAUCUCAGUAAGCAAGAAAUAGAUUGGAUUAAAAAGAAAAGUGAGUUAAAUAUAAAUAUAAGAAAUGUGUGGGAAAAUGAUAUAAUUCAUUUUUUUUUCGACAUUGUGUUAAAAGCAAGGAGUCAAUUCGAAGUUGUUUCAACCGCUGGGUCCACGAUUAAGAAUAAUCAUAAUGAUAACAAUGGUGAUAGUAAUGGUGAUAACAAUGGUGAUAGUAAUGGUGAUAACAAUGGUGAUAGUAAUGGUGAUAACAAUGGUGAUAGUAAUGGUGAUAGUAAUGAUGAUAACAAUGGUGAUAAUAAUGGUGAUAAUAGUAAUGAAACCGUUGCUAUUGCAGCUUCUGCCUCUGAUGGUAAUCGCGUAAUCGACAGGGAGAAAGCUUCUGACAAGUUAAUCGAAAGCGUGAGCGCUUAUUUACACAACUCCAGAUUAUACAUACUAGGAAACUGGAACUACAUAAGCCGUGAAUUUUUUCAAUUUGAAGAUAUAAAAGAAAAUGAUAAGCGUAAAUUUGUUUAUUUAUAUAUCGACUUUGAUAAUUAUUUCUUAAAUGCAAGUGUAAAAAGUGCAAAUAAUCAAUAUAGUAAGAAGAACAAAAUAAAAAAUCAUGAAAUAUUAUGUGUAUGCCAUAGCUUAAAGAAAAGAGAAAGUUAUGGAAUUAUAAGUGCUACCAAUUAUUGGGGGAAAAAAAAUAAAAUUGUAAAAGGGAUGGUAAAAGGGGAUGUAACAAAAAUGCAUAAAAAUAACAUCCAUUUUGUAAAAUAUGAUUUUUCCAACAUACUAAGAUGUAGUUAUUUAUUUCUGUUAGUUCUCAUCAAUUAUUCGAAAAAUGUAAGAGUAUUAUCAGUUGAUGAAUCUAUACUUCAAUUAUUUUAUGAAAAUGAAGAAGAUAUUUUUUUAACAGCUAAACGAAUUUCUGAUGAUAUUUACAAUUUAACCAAUCUCAGUAUAUCCAUAGGAAUUUCUUCUGAUUUGACAAUGUCUAAAAAAGCGUUAAAAUUUUGCAAAAAACGGUUUUUAUUUUUUGAUUAUUAUCAUCAUUUUUGUAUAUUUAUCAUGAAAAAAUAUAUUCUUAAUGAGAAGAAAAAAAAUCAGAACAGUAAUUCUAUGAAAUGGGUUCAUAGCAGAAACUCAAAUCACGAUAUGGUGAAGCAACAUGCCACCUUAAAAAAUGAUAAACAUCUGGAUAAGCAUAACGAUAGUGGAGACACACAUAAUAUCAACAUUAAAUAUCCCUUUAAAAUGGACAAUAAAAAAGAUGACAUAAUUAGAAUCAAUAAUUGUUCCAUGGAGGACGACAAACUUGAAAAUAUGGCAUUGAAUUAUGAAGAAUUGAAAAAUUUGUUCAACGAAUAUAUUAUCUCUGAAGAGGAAAGGAAAUUAUCAAAGGAGAACGGACAAGAUAAACGGAGUGUAAGCGAUCUGAAUGGUUCAUACUGUGUUGAUAAAGAGGAUGGAAAGAAGCAGCUACAGGUGGAGGGGGAGAAGGAUAAUGCUGCUAAUACAUGUAAUGUUAGUGCUGAAUCAGAUGCUGAUAUGUACUUCCUAAACGCCAUGAAAGAAAUAAGAGAAAAAAAGGUUGAUUUAAUUUUUAACAAGUUUAUUGAAAUGAACGAACAUAAUUUGGAAUAUAUAAUGGACACCUUUUUUGAUAGGGUUAUCCAUCCAAUAAGCAGAUUUUUCUUUUUUUAUAAAAAGAAUGAACACUAUUUGGACAUUUUAAAAAAGUUAAAUUAUUUAAGUGGUGAAUUUGUGCACUUUAAUAUUUAUUAUUUACCUCAUGACAAAACGGUGCCUUUACAAUUUGAUAACCAACAGGAGGCAGCUUUGAAAAAACUGCAAAAAAAAAACAUGCACAAAGUAGAAGAAGAAGAAGAAGAGGAAGGAGAAGGGGGGAAAUGGAAAAAGAGCAUAAAUAUCAGUGUCAAUUAUGGGGUCCGUUUUCAAAAAAUUAAUGAUUUUUAUUUUCUUAUUUAUUUCAUGACCAAACAAUUGUAUAUACGAUUAAAAAUAAAAAAUUUGAAAGCCAAAUCUAUAAAUGUCCAUUUCUUUUUUAAAGAGCCAAACGAAAAUGUUGAUCCAAUUAAAUAUCUAGGACGAGGAAAGGUCGUUAGAAUAACUACCAAGAUUAAGCUAAACCAUUACACGGAUUGCUUUUUUAUAUUCUUUUUUAAAAUCAUUUACAAUUUUUAUGAUUUGACGGAUAAUUUGAUUGAUCUUAGGGGUGUUCAAAUUGUCUGCUCUGAUAUCAUGAGUGCCAACUUCUGCCAUGCACAGGGCAAGAAAAGCAUCUUGUAUUACUUCUGCGUGGAGAAAAGUGGGGAUUCAACGAAAAGGAAAAAAAUGGACACGGUGCAAACACGAGAGACACAAGUGAAUACUGUAAUGGAGCAGAGCAUCAAAGGGGUCGAAAAAAUGGUGCCGGAUAAUAGCCACAACCGUGGUCACCAGCAUCGUCGAGGUCGUGGCAGGAACUUGAAUCCCAGAGGCUCUUCCAACCUGUACGCUGGCAGAUGCAUGAAAAGCAUUUUGUGGUAUUUUUUCAACGUGAAAAAUGAAACAGGUGAUAGGAAAAAAGCCGAUACAUCGAGUAACAAAUGUGUUCCCUUUUCGCUUGAAAAUGGUGCAAAAAAGGACGGAAAAAAGGGCGAAAAAAAAAGCGAAAAAAAACAAAAUAACGGAAAUAUGAUUGCAAAAAAAACUCAUUUAUCACGUGCUAGUAAGAGUAUGGCGAAAAAAAUAAAUAUUACAAAAAAUUACAAAAUUUUUGACUUUUUCCCAAGCAUUUUGAUAAAGAGGAAAAAGCGAAAUAGUGAUGCAGGUGUGUAUAAUGAUGAUAUGAAAAAAUGGAUAAAUGGAAAUACAGUAAUAACACAGAAAAACAUAUUCGAUAGCAUAAUUAACAGAAAAAUAAAGAAAGAAGUUCAGAUUAAAGAGGAAUUAAAUUGUUGCUAUAUGUGUUAUAAAGAAAUUCUUGAACAUGUAAUGGAAAAACAGAAAAGUACUACUAACAUUACCAUGCAUAGCAAUCAUUACAUUUGUAAAGAUGAAUCUGUAAAUGAUAACAUAUUUUGUUAUUCUUAUAUUAUCCAUUCUUUGUAUUCAAUGAAUCAAGAGAAUGAAAAAUUUAAUUUGUAUGCUUAUACAAAAGAAAUGAUUUCUUCCUAUAUAUCAUAUUUCAAAAUAUUAUUUUAUAAGCAUGAAUGUUGUAACGAUUCCCCUGAUCAGUAUUAUCUCCUCAAGUUUCUUGCAACUGUUGUCGAUAACUUAUGUGAAGAGUUACACCGCACGAGACUCCUAGACGUGCUUCAUAAAUUUUUAAAAAAUUUUAAGCAUAUUUGGUGUUUGAAUGAAAGCGGCAGUCCCUUCCCCCCUCUGCUGCACAGAACGAUGGUGAAGUACGACGUGCAUUAA
Messenger RNA from Plasmodium gonderi, 4956 nucleotides. Its product is annotated as DNA repair protein REV1. Gene Ontology annotation, cellular component: nucleus. Gene Ontology annotation, biological process: error-free translesion synthesis; error-prone translesion synthesis. The coding region runs from base 1 to 4956 and encodes 1651 amino acids. The transcript has a single exon. Lineage: Eukaryota; Apicomplexa; Aconoidasida; Haemosporida; Plasmodiidae. The record is from RefSeq and is a predicted model, not a curated record. Gene Ontology annotation, molecular function: damaged DNA binding; deoxycytidyl transferase activity; DNA-directed DNA polymerase activity.